AUGUUUAAAUUCGUUCGGCAAAAGUUCGUCCCACUUGCUCGACUUAGUUCCAGUACAGGUGCAAAGACAAACCCUCCGGCGAGUCUUCUUGAACUUCGGGUCGGCAGGAUCAUCGAUGUUCAGAAGCACGAAUCAGCCGACAAACUCUAUGUGUCUAAAAUCCAAUUGAACGAGGAACAGUCCCCGAAAAUUGUCCAGGUCUGCAGUGGGCUUGUCGACUACAUGUCGAUGAAUUCGCUUCUCGAUUCGAGAGUAUGCGUGGCUGCUAAUUUGAAGAAAGCCAAAUUGCGCGGAGCGGUUUCGGAGGCCAUGGUUUUGGCAGCAUCAGAUGCCAAUGACACCAAAGUCGAACUUGUUGUUCCGCCAAAUUCCGUGCCUUUGGGGACUCUCUUGUAUUUUAAAAACCACAAACCGACAGAUCCAUUCAAAACCCUGAACACCAAGCAACGAGACCGGAUCCUAGACAAUCUUUACACCAACAGUAACAGAGAGGUGUUCUACGGAGAUGAUACGUCGUCGAUAUUGAUCAAUGAGCAUAACGAAGACCCUUGUACCGUGGAGACUCUAGCUUCUUCUAAAGUCCGCUGA
This is a messenger RNA of Ogataea philodendri, 588 nucleotides long. RefSeq lists its product as uncharacterized. The transcript has a single exon. NCBI's taxonomy places the organism in Eukaryota, Fungi, Ascomycota, Pichiomycetes, Pichiales, Pichiaceae. The coding region runs from base 1 to 588 and encodes 195 amino acids. Gene Ontology annotation, molecular function: tRNA binding. Gene Ontology annotation, cellular component: methionyl glutamyl tRNA synthetase complex. The record is from RefSeq and is a predicted model, not a curated record.